GGCAGCUGUUUCCACCACCAGACUUCCGGUUCCUGUCCUCGGAAUAGGGCCGCAGCCACUAUGGAGGAACCGGAGAUGCAGCUCAAGGGGAAGAAAGUAACAGACAAGUUCACUGAGAGUGUCUACGUCCUGGCCAACGAGCCAUCCGUGGCCCUGUACCGGCUGCAGGAGCACGUGCGCCGCUCUCUGCCUGAGCUGGCCCAGCAUAAGGCUGACAUGCAGCGGUGGGAGGAGCAGAGCCAGGGAGCCAUCUACACAGUGGAGUACGCCUGCAGCGCCGUGAAGAACCUUGUCGACAGCAGCGUCUACUUCCGCAGCGUGGAGGGCCUCCUCAAACAGGCCAUCAGCAUCCGAGACCACAUGAACGCCACAGCCCAGGGCCACAGCCCCGAGGAGCCGCCCCCGUCCUCCUCAGCCUGAUCCCGGAAGAGACUUGGAGGUGCUUUGGCCCCUCUGACUCAGCCUCGCCCAGGAUUUUCCUCAGAUGCCACCUCAUCAGGGCCACCCUGCAGCCCUAAGGGUCUCUCAGACCUCACCUUGACUCACCUCUUGCCCCCAGCCCGACCAAAGCUUGGACCCUUGGACACAGCCUUGUGGGACUUGGCAGGGACAGAAGACCAAGUAAGUGUGGCCGGUGCAUUCCUCUUGCUCUUGCCUGGAGCCUCUGGGCCAGCCACGAAUGUCCUGAGACGGGGCUUUGCUGCCUCUGGAUUCUUACCCGCCCCCACUGGCCAUGGACACGGCCAUGGCCCCUCGGACCGAUAACUGCCACCAUGACAAUCCUGAUCAUGCACCUGCUGUGUGCCCAGAUCUGUGCUGGGGGCUUCACAAGGGUCAGCUUUCAUCCUCAGACAGCCCCAUAAGGCAGAUGUCACCCAAAUGCAGAUGGGAAAAGAGAGGCUCCGAGAGGUGGCAUUAUUUGUGUGAGAUCACAAAGAGAAGAGUAGACCCCGGCCUAGUUUGGUCCCAGCCCUGCCUCUGACAUGCUGUGUGACAUGGGUCUGGCACUGACCCUCCCUGGUGCUACCUUUCUCCAUCUCAACAAGGAAGGCUGGACUGGACCUUCUCUACAGGCUGAGGCAGGCAUUCGUGUACCUGCCUGCCUGGACUGAAUUCUGCCUCGAGCAGAAAUGCCCACCCCAGGCUCAGGCCAUAAGGAGAAGCCACCUUAACUCCAGGGGUGGAUGUGGGACCCUGGCCUGGCUAAUCAGAGCCCCCCAUCUCCCAGGUCACAGUGAUUGGUUUGAGAUGGGCAUGUGAUCCAAUGAGAGGUCUUCCCUGAGGAUUUUGCUGGAAAAGUGCAAAAAGUACCAUCUUCCUUCUGGGGUUGGUGAGCUCGGCAGAUGGACCAGGGGACCUGAGAACAUUGCCUGGGGCCCUGGAUCCACCUGUACCUGACACUAGAAAAUCUCAAUUCUUCAGUUUCA
Messenger RNA from Balaenoptera acutorostrata (minke whale), 1427 nucleotides. It is a transcript of the gene BORCS8, whose product is annotated as BLOC-1 related complex subunit 8. The coding region runs from base 61 to 420 and encodes 119 amino acids. Gene Ontology annotation, cellular component: BORC complex. The record is from RefSeq and is a predicted model, not a curated record. The transcript is spliced from 6 exons. NCBI's taxonomy places the organism in Eukaryota, Metazoa, Chordata, Mammalia, Artiodactyla, Balaenopteridae.